AUGACGGAAACGUUACACUUACUGCGACUAAAACCAUACGGAAUUACGCAAUGGUGAAAGCACAAGAGUUUUAUCCUGGAAGAAUUAUUGUCCGAAUUGUUACUAUUUCCCUCUAAAUUUUUACAUUAUGCAUUGUGUAAUAACCCAUUCAUCUUUUUCUACUACAUCUUCUUUAAUGAGAGAUACUCUAUGCUGUUGUUAAUUGAUUUCAAAGAUAGUAAGCUAUUAUAUUUUGCUAUACGAAUGUCGAAUAGAGUUAUUUUCUUUUUACACAAUUUUAAUGUAAUUUGCAGAUUAUUUUCACAUUUAUUCUCAAAGGUAACAGGUUAAUAUAAUGUGAAUCGAUAGGUUCAAUGUGCAGCUAUUAGGGAACUAAAAAUGAGAGCGAAACUUUUGCUACUCUGUCGGAAGCGCGUCACGUACACGCCUUCGAAGCUAUUUGCGAUGCAUCGAGGGCUGCGAUGAGCAUCGGUUCACGUACAUUCACAAAUGACAACUCCGUACACCUAUAAAUACGUUUGUCACUAGAAAUCGAACAGUCAGUUUCCUUCUUGACUUUCGUUUGAUCAUAAGAUUAUCCAAAACACUAAUCGAUAUGGCUUUCAAGCAAGUGGUUAUCGUGCUGGCGGUCGCUAUAUUUACUACAUGCAAGGGAGCUGCAGUUCCUUUACCAGCAGUACCAUUAGCUAAACUUGCACCAGUGAAUCCAGCAUUUAAUUACGAUCCUCAUCCACAAUACACUUACGCUUAUGACGUCCAGGACACUUUAACAGGAGAUUCGAAAACUCAGCAAGAAACUAGAAAUGGCGACAUAGUCAGUGGUAGCUACAGUUUCAUCGAAGCUGAUGGCACCAGGAGGAUUGUCGAGUACACGGCGGAUCCUGUGAAUGGAUUCAACGCGGUUGUCCACAGAGAACCUGUGGCUGUCAUUAAACCUGCCCUGAAAGUCGCUCCAGUGGCUUUUCAUCCUUAGACAGUUUUAAUACUUUAUAAUUUAUACUUAUCCUGGUGGAGAAAGAAGGUUAGGUUUGACCUAAAUGGUACAUGGAAUUUAUUAACUUCAUGAGGAAGAAUUUUAGCUUCAAUUUAUUUUCUCAUCUCGUUUUAAUAAGCAGAAUAUAACAUUAAAUUGGUAUCAGUAUGAAAAAGAUUCAUUCGUUGCGAAAUGAAAUGAAUUUUAUGUCAUUUAAGUCAUGCGUUGCUUAGUGCUUGCUUGUAAUACAGAAGAAAUUUAUAUUUACCGUUUUGUACCGCUUACUAUGUAACUAGUCAUAUUACACUGUACAUACUGCAAUUAUUUUGUAAUGAAAUGUUUAUAUUAAAAACUUUUUUAAAAUA
Molecule: messenger RNA, 1338 nt
Organism: Bombus pascuorum
Lineage: Eukaryota; Metazoa; Arthropoda; Insecta; Hymenoptera; Apidae
Product: larval cuticle protein A2B-like
Exons: 2
Coding region: 596-973 (125 amino acids)
Cellular component (GO): extracellular matrix
Source: RefSeq, a predicted model, not a curated record